AUGGUUUCACUGUCAAACAAGAGCUGCGGUAAAUAUGGUUGCCACCAUUUUGUUAGGGUUUAUCUUUUCUUCUUCCUCCUCCUGAAAAAUGAAAUCUCCAAGCAAGCAAAAUUCUCUGCUUUGCUACUGCAGUUAGGGGUUUUCUUGAUUUACUGUUAAUUUUACUUCACUGGUUCUGUUGUGUUCCCCGAAUCACCACCAUUCUUCAGUUAUAGGAAAAGCGCAUUUCUUCUCAAAUUCCACGAUGCGCAAGAACGAUGAUAUCCGCUUUUCAUCUUCUACUAUCAAGAUCCCUCUCUCUUCUCCACAUUAUCCUCUCUUCAACAACCUACAGUUUUGCUCAAAGGCCAUAACGUCGAAACUCUUGGGCGCCCGCCACUCGCUUAGUCGGCUCGUGGGCUCGUUCGGAACUCGCUCCGGGAACUCCAACCUGUGUUCCUUCUAUGCUCAGAAGCUCCAUUCAGCCACGGGGUUGCUCGUCGGCAGGUCGUCUCUCCUCUGCUCAGCAUCAUUGUCCUUAGCCCGUCACAACGAGCCACCUCCGUUCGAGUGUAGUUCUUGCUCUGAAGAAAGAGUACCGGUCGGGAAAUCUUCUUUGCUCUGCUCCGCGUCCCUGUCAUUAAGUCAACCCAUCGAUUUGACUCAAUCUGGGUCGGACUUGAGGGAAACGCAGCAACAAAAGGGUCACUCUGUUAGUCGACACGAUGAAGAGAGAGUGCUGAUAAGCGAGGUCUUGGUUAGGAACAAAGAUGGGGAGGAGCUUGAGAGAAAGGACUUAGAGAUGGAGGCACUGGCUGCUUUGAAGGCUUCCCGAGCCAAUUCAGCGCUCACUGUCCGCGAGGUACAAGAAGAUGUGCAUAGGAUCAUUGAUAGUGGAUACUUCUGCUCGUGUAUGCCAGUUGCCGUUGAUACCCGUGAUGGUAUUAGAUUGGUUUUUCAGGUAGAACCAAAUCAGGAGUUCCAUGGUUUGGUCUGUGAAGGUGCUAAUGUUCUUCCUACAAAGUUUCUAGAGGAUUCUUUUCGUGAUGGAUAUGGAAAAGUGGUAAAUCUUAGGCGUUUGGACGAAGUAAUAUCAUCAAUCAAUGGUUGGUACAUGGAUCGGGGGCUUUUUGGCUUGGUUUCAGGGAUUGAGAUUCUUUCUGGAGGUAUAAUAAGGCUUCAAGUUGCAGAAGCUGAGGUCAAUAAUAUCUCCAUUCGUUUCCUUGAUCGGAAGACUGGUGAACCAACUAAAGGGAAGACAAAGCCAGAAACCAUACUUAGGCAACUUACAACCAAGAAGGGGCAGGUGUACAGCAUGCUUCAAGGGAAAAGAGAUGUAGAUACUGUAUUAACUAUGGGAAUAAUGGAAGAUGUUAGCAUUAUUCCUCAACCUGCCGGAGAUACUGGUAAGGUUGACUUGAUAAUGAAUGUUGUCGAACGUCCAAGUGGAGGUUUUUCUGCUGGUGGUGGCAUAUCAAGUGGGAUAACAAGUGGCCCUCUAUCGGGACUCAUUGGAAGCUUUGCAUACUCUCAUAGGAAUGUUUUUGGAAGAAACCAGAAACUUAAUAUUUCCUUAGAGAGGGGCCAGAUAGAUUCUAUUUUCCGCGUAAACUACACAGACCCAUGGAUUGAGGGAGACGACAAGCGAACAUCUAGAACUAUUAUGGUUCAGAAUUCAAGGACUCCUGGAACUCUUGUUCAUGGUAACCAACCAGAUAAUAGUAGUCUGACAAUUGGUCGUGUGACAGCUGGUAUAGAGUUUAGUCGGCCAAUCAGGCCAAAGUGGAGUGGAACAGCUGGGCUUAUUUUUCAGCAUGCUGGUGCUCGUGAUGAAAAAGGAACUCCUAUUAUUAAGGACUUCUACAGCAGCCCUCUCACAGCAAGUGGUAAAACUCAUGAUGAUACAUUACUGGCCAAAUUUGAGAGUGUCUAUACUGGUGCUGGUGAUCAUGGCUCCUCAAUGUUUGUACUUAACAUGGAACAAGGGCUUCCUGUCUUGCCUGAAUGGCUGUUUUUCAGUAGAGUUAAUGCCCGUGCUAGGAAAGGUGUAGAAAUUGGCCCUGCUCGCCUUCUACUAAGUUUAUCUGGUGGUCAUGUGGUGGGGAACUUUUCUCCCCAUGAAGCGUUUGCCAUUGGUGGAACAAACAGUGUUAGAGGUUACGAAGAAGGCGCAGUGGGAUCUGGUCGAUCCUAUGUGGUUGGCUCUGGUGAAAUUUCUUUUCCUGUGCAUGGGCCAGUUGAAGGGGUUGUUUUUGCUGAUUAUGGAGCUGAUCUUGGAUCAGGCUCUACCGUGCCUGGUGACCCUGCUGGGGCAAGGCUGAAGCCUGGAAGUGGAUAUGGAUGUGGGUUUGGCAUCCGUGUGGACUCGCCUUUGGGGCCUUUGCGCCUUGAAUAUGCAUUUAAUGACAGGCGCAUGACAAGGUUUCACUUUGGUGUUGGUCACAGGAACUAAAAGAGGUUUUUUCUUUUUUUCUUUUUUUUUUUCUUCCUUCCAUCACAUUAGUUUUAUACUAUUUGGAAAUUAUUUCUGAUAAAACAAUUUUUUGUGCUUC
Messenger RNA from Carica papaya (papaya), 2531 nucleotides. It is a transcript of the gene OEP80, whose product is annotated as outer envelope protein of 80 kDa. Gene Ontology annotation, biological process: embryo development ending in seed dormancy; chloroplast organization. Gene Ontology annotation, cellular component: outer membrane. The record is from RefSeq and is a predicted model, not a curated record. NCBI's taxonomy places the organism in Eukaryota, Viridiplantae, Streptophyta, Magnoliopsida, Brassicales, Caricaceae.